AGAGACCUGUAGUGUCAAGAUGUUUUCUGCUCCUUUUCAGCAGCUUUUCAGCGAGUUUUCAAUAACCAAUAACAGUUUUCUACUCGGUAUUUAUUUAUUACCUAUUUUUCUUUUAGUUUCAUGUGAUCUGUUUAUACCUCGCUUAGUCAGAACCAUUAACCAUAUUCGUAGUUGUUUAGUUGUUGUUUCUUAAAGCCAGUGAAGAUGGAGUCGAGUGGGAGCAGAGGACAGGACAGCAUCCUCUCCAGAGUGGCUCUCAAUGAUAACAAGGCAGGCAUGCAAGGUCUCGACAAGGACAAAAUCAACAAGAUUAUUCUCGAAACGUCCAAGGGAUCCAGAUUUUAUGAGAAUGAACUGAAAAAGGAGCGUCAGGUGAACCAGCGUAUCGAGAAGAUGAUGCGAUAUAAAGCCAAGGUUACUGAGCAGCAGAUACAGAAAGCGCAAGUAGAGGUGGACAAGCUGACUGCCAUCCUGGAAAGGAGUCGCGAGCUUGAGAGAAUAAUUGUGCAUGUUGAUAUGGAUGCAUUCUAUGCUGCUGUGGAGAUGAGAGAAUGUCCAGAAUUAAAAGAUAAACCCAUGGCUGUGGGAUCCAUGAGCAUGUUGUCUACUUCAAACUACCUUGCCAGAAGGUACGGUGUCCGUGCUGCCAUGCCAGGCUUCAUUGCUAAGAAACUCUGCCCAGAGCUGGUCAUUGUGCCAUUAAACUUUGACAAAUACAGAGCAGUGAGUGAACAGGUGAGGGAGAUAUUUGCAGACUAUGAUCCUCAGUUUUUGCCCAUGAGUUUAGAUGAAGCUUAUUUGGACAUCACCGAGCAUCUGGAGCAGAGGCAGCACUGGCCUGAGUCUAUGAGAACACAUCAGAUCUGUGAAGUGAAACCCACAGAAGAGAUCCCAGAACCUGAGGCCAAUGUUGGAGCAGAGACGGAAACAUUGUCCCCUGUGCUCUUUGAGGACAGCCCAAGUUCCUCCCCUAUGAUCCCAGGGGCUGUUGGGAGGGUGGAAGUAUUUGGGACAAGUCCCGAAGAAGCUGUGAGAGAAAUGCGCUUUCGUAUUGAGCAGAAAACGACACUGACUGCAAGUGCUGGUAUCGCACCGAACAUGAUGCUCGCAAAAGUGUGCAGUGAUAAGAACAAGCCCAAUGGUCAAUACAGAAUUCUUCCUGACAGACAGGCUGUGAUGGACUUCAUCCAAGAGCUGCCAGUUCGGAAGGUUUCUGGGAUCGGGAAAGUGACAGAAACGAUGCUCGCUGCGUUAGGAAUUGUCAGUUGUUCCCAGCUCAGACAGCAGAUGGCGAUGCUUUCUUUGCUUUUCUCUGAAACAACCUGGCACCAUUUCCUUCAAAUUUCACUCGGACUUGGCUCUACUCACAUAAGCAGAGAUUCUGAGAGAAAAAGCAUGAGCACAGAAAGGACGUUUGCGGAGAUGAGCGAUGCGCACGAGCAGUACUCACUGUGCAAGGAGCUCUGUCAUGAGUUGGCAAAGGACCUACAGAGGGAGGGCCUCAAGGGUAAAACUGUCACACUGAAACUAAAGAAUGUCAACUUUGAGGUGAAGACCAGAGCAUUCACAUUGCAGUGUGCUGUGUGCACCGAAGAGGAGAUUUAUGCUGCCGCUAAGGACAUUUUGAAAGCUGAGAUGGAUAAUGUCAGCCCUCAACCCCUGAGGCUGAGAUUAAUGGGUGUUCGUGUCUCAAGUUUCAUCAAUAUUGAAGAUAAACAGCCCCAGCAGAAAAGCAUUGUGGGCUUUUUGAAGAUCGCAUCAGAUUGUGGCAGUUCAGUCCAGCCACCCAAAUUAGAAAUAGUCAGUGCUUUGGGUUCUAGUGCCACUUCAGCAAACGAGCAGUGUCUUGAAACAUCCAAACGAUUCAGUAAGUGGCGGACAGAAUCUGGCUCCACAACUGAACCUCAGCAGCAGACCUUCUUCCAAAAGGCCCAUGCUAAGAGGCUGCAAAAACAAUUUGAACGAGAAGGAACAUCUGGACCACACUCAGACAAAAUAUUUAAAUGCUCACCUACGGACUCUGACACUACAAAUAACAUUGUCACAACCCACAAUGCAACAGUCAUAAGAGAAGAAACUCAGACAAGCACAUGGGUGAGACAUCCAGAUACAGAUGAAACUGCAGCCAAAGUGGAAUCAAGUUUGUCCACGACAAAGACAGAAUCAUGUGUAACCGAAACAAAACCACAGUCUGCAAGUAUGCUGCAGUGUUUCACAUGUCCUGUGUGCUUCAAUCAGAUUAAAACGAAAAACCUUGCAUCGUUCAACCACCAUAUAGACACGUGUCUUAGCAGUGAAGUGGACAAUAAAAGCACGUCCAUGGAAGGAUAUCAGGAAGGAAAACUAUUAAGCAAGCAGGGUGAAACAAGGAAAGAUCACACUCGUCAAAAAGUCACAGACAUGAGCUCAGAAAGGAGGACGUGCGAUGAUGAAGAACCGUGCACCAGCUCCUCCACCCUGUUUUUUGAAAAAGACGAUUCUGAUUUUAGAACACCAUUUUUUAAACGCUUUAAAAGUACAAGUAAAAAGCGUUCUCUCUUGCUGUGCGAUCCCAUGAGCGAUUCCAGAGCUGCGCCCUUCCAACAGACGGCUGGUUCUGUUGAUGUUAUUAGUGAACCAAUAGACAAGCAGUCCUCCACAUUAAUAUGUCCAGUAUGCAAUCAGGCUCAGGAUACUGAUGACCUUACUCUCUUCAACCAUCAUGUCGACAUGUGUCUCAACCAGGAGGUGCUUUUAGAGUUUAGACAGGCUGUUCCUUCAGUGGCUCAGUCAGGCCAUGGCUUAAUGGAUUCAUUGGUUCAGAUCUCGGAUAAGGAGAAACACUCUGCUGCAAAAGGAAAAAGCAAAAGACGAGGAUCAUCACCUCCUCCUCCUUCAAAGAAAACCAAAGCCGUCGCUACAAAACAUACCAUUGAUAAAUUCUUCAAGGGAAACAAGCAACAGUAAUUUUAAGAUGACCAAUAACUAUUUUACUUAUAGUACUGUGCAAAAGUCUUGGGCACAUACAAACAUAUGGCAUACGCAAAAGAUGCUUUUGAAAACAUUUCUGCAUAAAAGAAACUUCUAUAAAGAGUAAUAAAGAGCAAUAAAAUAAAGAGUCAAUAUUUGGAGUGGAAACUCAUUGCUUAAAAUCAGGAGUUUUAGACACAGAUUUGUGCAGUUUUAUGAGAAAACAGCUGUUAGGUUUUACUGAGCAGGCUGGAGAAUGAGUUCUUCUGGUAACUUUGUCACACUUGCUCUUGUACUAUAUAUUUUUUUACUUUACAGCCAUGCAUAUACUGUAUUCUCCUGUAGUGUUAUUUAUUUAUCAUUUUUUAAGUUAUAUAUGGAAAUACUGAGUGAUUUUGUACAUUAUGCAGACAUGAUAAACAUAACAAAUUUGGUACAGCAAAUAUGGUGUCUAAGACUUUUGCACAGUACUGUAUAUAUUAAAAAAAAAAUCUUUAUGAGCCGAGACAUAUUGCUGAACUUUUAUUCUGAAUAAAGAAACAGUGAAGUAAAAUAUGAGAAAAAUAUGAACCUAUCAAAUCCAGUUUUUGCACUUUUUCCUCGUGUGCUGUGCUAUGAGAAGGAUUUUUAUUAUUAAUUAAACACAAUCAAAGCACUUUAUUAGACCAUACUGUCUAUGGUAAGCUAGAAGGAUCAGAGCCAUAAAUAAACAGUUAAAAGAUUGAUUUUUUUAUGUUGUUUUUUUUUAAACCUAAAUGGUUUGAUAUUUAUUAUUUGAAAGCAUAAAGCACAUAUA
This is a messenger RNA of Clarias gariepinus (North African catfish), 3745 nucleotides long. It is a transcript of the gene polk, whose product is annotated as polymerase (DNA directed) kappa. Lineage: Eukaryota; Metazoa; Chordata; Actinopteri; Siluriformes; Clariidae. Gene Ontology annotation, molecular function: DNA-directed DNA polymerase activity; damaged DNA binding. Gene Ontology annotation, cellular component: nucleus. The record is from RefSeq and is a predicted model, not a curated record. Gene Ontology annotation, biological process: error-prone translesion synthesis. The transcript is spliced from 13 exons. Bases 205 to 2946 code for a protein of 913 amino acids.